Messenger RNA from Salvelinus namaycush (lake trout), 4597 nucleotides. RefSeq names its product sushi domain-containing protein 2-like. The transcript has 14 exons. Lineage: Eukaryota; Metazoa; Chordata; Actinopteri; Salmoniformes; Salmonidae. The coding region runs from base 143 to 2482 and encodes 779 amino acids. The record is from RefSeq and is a predicted model, not a curated record.
AUGUGACACUGGACUGUUGAGCACAACCCGUAACUCAUAUUGGUAAAAAUCUAGUAAUUGCAGCUAGCUGGAAGCCUCUCUGUACAUUGUAUAAUACAGUAUCAAGGACAGGCUAGUGGUAAACAAACAGUCAAACAUCAGGAUGGGAAGAGCCUCUUACUUAGCUGUGAUUUUCAUCUGUUUGGUUUCCAGUAGCAGGAUAUCUGGACAGUCAUGUGAAGGAAAAUGUGGUGGCAAAUUAGAUUCCUGUUCUUGCCAUGCCACUUGUGUAUCUCUGGAAAGCUGCUGUGCGGACUAUGGGGAGUACUGUGUCGAUGUCACUCCAUAUUCCGGAUCAAUAUUUGGUGGAACUGACUUUGUUGUCCUCAAAGCAACUUUUAAUGAGCGCUCCCAAAUAAUCUGCAGGUUCAAUGAUGAAAUCACAACGGUGGGCUAUGUGGACACAGACAGCAGAGGCCACUGCAUAUCACCUCUACUGUAUGAAACAGGGAUGGUUCCUCUUCAGAUCUCUACAGACAAUGGAACAACCUUCACCAGACAUGGAGCUUGGCUAUCAGUCCAUCCUGGAAAGGUAGAUCCUAGUUUCAAAGCUACUAUAAUCAACGCAACCCAGUGGCAGUACUACGGCACCCCAAAAGUUGGAGGCCCGCUGGACAUGACAUGGAACACCUCACAGGUCAGAGCAGAAAAGGUCAACAUAGAACUCUGGGGAUACAUGGAGAAAGGGGAUCCCUACUCAGAGUCCUGGCAGGGUAAAUGGGAGUACCUGUACUCUCUUGGGAGGGACCAGCCUAACAGUGGUGCCUUUAGAUUUGUGCCCAAGACAGCAGGGAAGCCUUUCUCAGACUGGGAGGUCGGCUGUCUACGCAUCAGCCCCAGUACUCACCCAGAUGGAACAUGGAAUGUCCAGGCAGUGUGGACUGAGGACCAUGCUCUAGCCUGGCAUCUGGAGGACAAGUUCAGGCAGGACUCAGCCGUCUGGGCACUGGAUAAGUGUAAAGCCUGGGACCAGCUGGAGGAGACACUGCCAGACUUCCUCUCUGAAAUUAUUGACUGUCCAUGCACACUGGCUCAGGCUAGAGCAGACACUGGGAGGUUUCAUACAGAUUAUGGCUGUGAUAUAGAGAAGGGGAGUGUGUGUACCUACCACCCAGGAAGUGUGCACUGUGUGCGGGCCAUACAAGCCAGCCCCAAGUUUGCAGCAGGACAGCAGUGUUGCUAUGACCACACGGGGGCCCAGGUUUUGACAGAUGACUCCAUUGGUGGGAGUACCCCAGACAGAGCCCAUGACUGGGGCUCACCCCCAUUUGUAAAGCCCCCCAGAGUCCCUGGGUUCUCCCACUGGCUCUACGACGUCCUCAGCUUCUACUACUGCUGCCUGUGGUCUGACAACUGUCACUACUACUUCAAACGCAGACCCUCCAGUGACUGCAGGACCUACCAAGUACCAAAAGCAGGUGUGGUGUUUGGAGACCCCCACUUCAUAACAUUUGAUGGCGUCAGUUACUCCUUCAAUGGAAAGGGGGAAUACACCAUUAUGGUCUCAGAAAGCAAGGAACUGACAAUACAGGGCAGAACAGAGCCGGUAAUACUGACAAAUGGCAGCAUGGUGAAAGCAACAAAGCUGUCAGCGGUUGCCAUGAGAGAGGGGACCUCUGACAUCAUUGAGGUGCGACUCGGCAACCCUCAGGACCACCUACAGGUGCUGCAGAACCAAACCUCCCUCUCCUUCUCUGAGCAGAGCUGGAUGGAUCUGAAGGGUGUGUUUGUAUUUUCACCCAACCCUACAAAUGUGACUGUCAUGUUCCCCUCUGGAGCUGGAGUGGAACUGAGACUGAGAGGGGGAACCAUGACAACCACAGUGCUUCUACCGGAGGUGUUUAAGGAUUUUACCCGUGGACUGUUAGGAAAGAUGAACGGUGAUCCCAAAGAUGACCUGGUUACCAGUGAUGGUCAGACUGAGUCUGAUCAAGGCAAUGCAGAGGGGCUAUUUAAUUUCGGGGCAAGCUGGGCUAUAUUGAACGAGUCCACGCUCUUCACGUACGAUUCGGAACACUUGUUGAACUCAUAUCUCCAUGCUCCAAAACACGACGCCAGUUUCCGUCCAGUGUUUUCCAUCCCUGAGGAUCCAAAUGAUCCUCUCGGCAGCCAGGCCUCUGAGCUGUGCUCUGGAGAGGGCUCUCUGUACUGUAGAUAUGAUACGCUGAUGGCUCGUAGUCUGGAGAUGGGCAAUGCCACCAGGGUAUCUUUUCAGAGCCACAGGUCUGUAGUGGAGGAUCUAGAGCCAGUGGUGUCCUGUGGCUGGCUUUCUCCACCCACAAAUGGAAAGAAGGAGGGGACCAGAUAUUUACAGGGAGCUGUGGUGAAGCUGUCCUGUGACUCUGGCUAUGUCCUCUGGGGGUCAGAGGAGCACACAUGCCUGGGGACUGGUCAAUGGUCUGGUGAAACCACGACCUGUGUGGCUGGUAUGGACCAUCGCUGAAAUCAACAGCAAAAUUCUAUGCUACUGGUUUGAAUCAUCGCUGAAAUCAACAGCAACAUGAUAUACGCUCCUGGUAUGUAGGAAAUACCAGUACGAAAAAGUAUGAAAAUGUAUUGUGGCAGACCAGGGGGUUGGGUCAAAAGCUCAGUUUCAAAGGUAUUUAUUAAAAUAAUAGUCCAAAAGAAAAGAAUGGGUCUCCCCCAUGAGACCCUCUCCGGGAUACCGUCUUCUGGGCUCCGGGUCUUGCUGUAUCCUGUGGAGAUCAAAAACUGAACCCUAUCCUGUUACCUCUGGUACUGUCCCCAACUAUACAGGAGUCCUUUCUUCCCCCAGUCUCUUCCCUGUGUGCUGCCUUUCUGGCAGCUUUAUGGGACUUGUACAGCUGGUGAGCAAUCAGCCCUUGAUUACUCACCAAUCCCCAAUCAGCCCCAAUUAGUCCUGGCCGGAGAGCCGUCGAGAUCUGGCCUCAUGAUGUAUACUCCGUCUGUCACCAGGCCUCGACGAGUCUCCCCCUGGUGGCUGACCUGCUGUACGCCACAGUAUGCACUCACUAUUGGAAGUCGCUCUGAAUAAGAGUGUCUGCUAAAUGACAAAAAUGUAAAUGUAAAAAUGUAUUUAUCAUCGCUGAAAUCAACAGCAAAAUGCUCUAUAAUUCUGGUAAAAAUGAUCACUAAAAUCAACAGCAAAAUGCUCAAUAAUUCUAGUAACAAAUUAUCACUAAAACGUUACUGCAAAAUGAAAUCAAUAUUGGCUGAGGAUCAAUAUCAUGGGUUUAUUGCCAGUGAGGUCACAUCAACUUUACCAUGCUUAAUGUUUGAAAUCAGUUGCUUUUUUAUGUACGGCGUGUCCUGUCUUCCUUUGAUUUCCCAAAAUUAUUUAAAAAAUCAUAACUUCACCACUACAUGUGCUUUGUUUUAACCCCUUUUACAAUCCCUCCACUAAUACUGUUGACAUGAGUUGGCAGGGACAGAUAUGGGGGCAUAUUGCUAUGGCAAUGAGACCAGACUGUGAAUUUGAAUCAUCACAUACAGUAUAAUUGACAAAAUGAUUGAAAUAUUCAUAGCAUAGGCUAGCUACAGUACUGUUAUGUUACUGAAGGAUGCUGUAGCCACUAUACUAUUAUUUACAGUGCGUGAGCCCCCCAUCAUGAAUAACAUAGGGAUGAAAUUGAGUAUCUGAAAAUCAAAGGUUUGCAUUCUCCUUUUUGACUGUGGACAAGCUGAUAAUGGCUCCUCCUUUAUCGAAAAGGGAAGCAUUUCAAAGCCCUUUACAACUCUCUCUCAACAAAAUGAUUUAUCUUUCCCUCUAAAGCCACACUUAAAUUACAGUAUAUGCUCUUUGUUUUGCAGAUAAUCUCAAGGGAAUUGUGGUUGUUUCAGUUAUUGGAGCACUAGCAUUAAUCCUAAUGAUAGUAACACUCAUAAUUAACAGCAGACAACAUAAAAGGUAGGGUAUAGUGAUCUUCAGUGCCAUACAUUUUUGUUUACACACUUCCUCUGAAAAAUACACAUUUUACACUAUACAUGUACCUUCAAGGUUGUGAGCUCAAUGCUACAGCAGUUAAACAUGUCUGUUUUCUUAUUUUUCUGUUCAGAGAAACUGCAGCGUCUGCUGUGUCAGAUGAUGGACAAGAUCAGAUCAGUGUGGUUUUCUAAUAGACAUUCUGCAGGAUCCAUAGAAUAGUUGGUUUAAGAAUACCAGCACAGAGAAUGACUGUGUCACAGAAAGCCUCGACUGUCUCACAGAAAGCCUUUCAGUAAACUUCAUUACUAGGCUAUAUUCUUCAAUAGACACACUCCAUAAAUGUUUGUAUGUAACCCACCUUUGCAUAAAGGACUCAGAUAUGUCUCAAGGUUAGAGUUGCAAACAUAUACAUUUGUUCUACUGCUGAUAGUGAAAGUAGAGUUAAUUGCACCAUAAUGUAUCUAGUUAUAUGGCAAAACACAAUACCUGUUGACUUAAAACAGUACUGUACCUAAUGACAUGCAUAUAUCCACACUUCUAACUCUGUAAUGCAAAAUAUGAAUGUAUGGCAUGUAAUAAUAUCAGCAAUGAAAUUCAUGAUAUCUCUUCCACUACCAUACUAAUAAAUGGUAUCACUGUACACUCACGGUA